Molecule: messenger RNA, 1653 nt
Organism: Tetranychus urticae (two-spotted spider mite)
Lineage: Eukaryota; Metazoa; Arthropoda; Arachnida; Trombidiformes; Tetranychidae
Molecular function (GO): protein binding
Source: RefSeq, a predicted model, not a curated record
AACCGGGAGAACUAACAGCUUUUAAAUCUCAACUUUACAGUUUUUCCAGAUUCUAUUCUUAUUGUUAUUAUCUAAUUGUCUGGCUCUUCCCCUCUAAAUCUGUUAAUAACUUUAGCUAUUAUUUAAACAAGUGUCAUUACUGUUAAUAUGUUGUAUUACUAAUGUAAUUUAAUUUUUCUCAAUCAAGUUUAUGCGUGGAUAACUGCUAAUAAAGUCUAUAUAAGUUAGGCUUAAGCAUUAGUCUAUUUUACAAUGUUUAUAAAUCAACUUCCAGACGAAUGUUUGCUCAUCAUUUUUGGUUUAAUAAAUGAAUUGGAUGAUUUAGUAAACUGCUAUUCAGUAUGCAGCAAAUGGAGCCAUUUAAUUGCGGAGCGAACUAGAAAAGUUAAAUAUUUGUUUGAAGAUCGGUGGAAUGGUGAAAGCGCUCCAAAUUAUACGUUGGAUUAUGUUUAUUAUCAAACAGAGGAACCGCUUGAUGCAACUUGUUUGAGCACAUUAUUUCCAAAUUUAAUUGUUGUCGACUUUUCUGGAUUCCUUGCAAAAAUGAAACAUGAAACUAUCGUUACAUUGAUCAAAAAGAUGAAAUCUUUGAAAGGAUUGAUUGCUCAUUGCUGCUAUUAUGAAGGAGAUGAAUCGAUUAUCCAAAAUUGUGAUGGACUCGAAAUGGUAUCAAACGAUGACAUUGAGCCAUGCAUAAAAGAGAAAGGUGUCACCUUUAAACAAUUGCACCUUGUCAGUUAUAAUCUGGAUAGAUUCAGGGAAGAUGCACAUUGUUUUCCAAAUCUUGAAAGAUUAUACAUUCAUAAUAAUGAAGGCUCGCCAGAUUACUAUUACGAUGGUCCCAUAUUAGGAAGACUUAGAAUAGUUGAAUUGUCCUUAUCUUCUUAUGAUGGUACAGACAUUUAUUAUGGUUUCCAGUUCAUGGAUUCAUGUCCGAAUUUACAAAGCGCUCAUAUUAAAUUGGACUCUAAUCGCCUUUUUGUGGAUGAAUCAUUGAAACACAAGUCUCUGCAAGAUUUAGUUUUAUCAUUUUACGAUCAAGAUUAUACUGAUAUUUUCUUCUGGGACGAAUUGAAAAGAUUGUUUAUGAAAUAUCCAAACCUUAAACAUCUUGCACUGUGCGACAACAGGAGACUGGAGGAUGAGCAUAUCGAGCAAUUGGUUCGCAUUCUACCCAAUUUAGUGUUAUUUGCUGUUCGUGGAUGUCCAAGAGUCACUCAGGCGGCUGCUAAUUAUGUUCAAGACUAUAAUAAACUAUAUGGACGAUCAAUCAAGUUUUACUUUAAAGAGAAUUACCAUGAAAUUCAAUCAGAUUGGCCUCAGUUAUCAAAUAAAUGUGGAAAAAUUAGUCAAGGUUUUGAUUUCAUGAAACAUUGCUUUCUUAAAGAUUUUUUUAAACUUUCUACUUUCUUGAUCUCUAGCGAAGACUGAAUAACAGAAAAGCACAGACUCUGGCUUCGAAAAGAUCAUUUGUUAAACAGUCAAUUCUGAUUACUUGGAUCUUUUACUAGCUUAUUUUAUAUAAUUGUAGUUUUUUCCAUUUCUGUGCUCAAAUACCCAAACAAUUUCAUUACAAUAUGUAUAUUAAUAACAAAAACUAUCUCAUUCUUGUAUACUCAAGGCACUCAUCACCAUUAAACAUUUUAAAGUGAA